AUGAGGGAGCAGAUUAAUGAUGUUCAAGCUGAACUUGAUCAACUGAACCGAGUUGCGGCAGAAAAGGACUCUUUGAUCAACUCAAUUCAGCUGCGGCUCUAUGAUGCCAAGAUGAAACUAGCAGACAAACAGGCUGCCUUGGACUCCAUGCGAGGAGAAUUUUCAUCAUUCGUGCCGUUGUUAAAUGGCUUGACGAAGAAUACUCGUAUCGUACGUGUCGAAGACUAUGAUGUCGCGUCGUAUCAUUUGGAGCAUCUCAUUUACAUAGACGACGAAGAUGAUAGGAAGAUACCAAAGAUCGAAGAAGCGAGGCGAGCUUACGCCGCCGCUCUCGAUGCGGCCAAAGAGAAGCAAGAUGAAGAAUCCCUUGCUGCUGAGCUAAUGCAAGGUUACAUCUCCAAUUUAUAA
Hibiscus syriacus is the source of this 408-nucleotide messenger RNA. RefSeq names its product protein MICROTUBULE BINDING PROTEIN 2C-like. Gene Ontology annotation, biological process: plasmodesmata-mediated intercellular transport. Gene Ontology annotation, molecular function: microtubule binding. Lineage: Eukaryota; Viridiplantae; Streptophyta; Magnoliopsida; Malvales; Malvaceae. The record is from RefSeq and is a predicted model, not a curated record. The transcript is spliced from 3 exons. Bases 1 to 408 code for a protein of 135 amino acids.